AUGGCAACCGCGCAUGGAUUCGCGCUGGUAACACCCGCUUCUCGCGGAAUAGGCUUUGCUUUUGCUCAGCAACUACUUUCGCAAACUAAUCUCCCAGUUGUCGUCACAGCGCGGAAGAACUGCGAUGAAGUUCGCGGGAAACUGCUAUCUGGCAAAGGAAUACCUUCCGAUGCAGAAAAAAGACUUCGUAUAUUAAAAGUUGAUGUGAAGGACGAAUCCACGAUAUCAUUAAUGGCCGAUACAAUUCGCAAAGAAUUGCCAGAGACGCCACUUCGCCUAGCUCUCACACUUCCUGGAAUCUUACAUGUCGAGAAAUCUCCUUCUCAAAUUGAUGCUGCCAAUGCACUGGACAGUUUCAAAGUGAACGCGCUUGGUCCACUUCUUCUCAUGAAACACCUAUCCCCAUUUCUCCCAAACAAGUCCGCAUCUGCAUUCCCGACUUCCGAAGGAAAGCUGCAGCUACCAGCGCACGCCAUCUAUGCUAUGAUGGCGGCGCGGGUGGGUUCAAUUUCUGACAACGCAUCCGGGGGAUGGUACUCGUAUCGUGCGAGUAAAGCCUCCGUAUAUCAGGUUGCCAAGACGUUUGAUUUGUAUCUGCGUGGCCGCUGCGCUGAGAGGGCUAUUGCGGUUGCGUUGCACCCGGGCACCGUGAAGACGGAUUUUACGAAGGAUUAUUGGAAGGGAAGGGAUUUAUUGGAGCCGUUAGAUGCGGCUGAUAGACUGUUGAGUGUCAUCACGGGAUUAAAACCGGAUGUAGAUGGGGGGAGGGGGAGGUGCUGGGAUUGGAAGGGGAAGGAGGUUAUCCCCUAG
Messenger RNA from Penicillium daleae, 810 nucleotides. RefSeq lists its product as uncharacterized. The coding region runs from base 1 to 810 and encodes 269 amino acids. The record is from RefSeq and is a predicted model, not a curated record. Lineage: Eukaryota; Fungi; Ascomycota; Eurotiomycetes; Eurotiales; Aspergillaceae. The transcript is spliced from 2 exons.